Metschnikowia bicuspidata var. bicuspidata NRRL YB-4993 is the source of this 1434-nucleotide messenger RNA. It is a transcript of the gene CPH2, whose product is annotated as Cph2p. The annotation marks the transcript as partial. The record is from RefSeq and is a predicted model, not a curated record. The transcript has a single exon. Gene Ontology annotation, molecular function: protein dimerization activity. Lineage: Eukaryota; Fungi; Ascomycota; Pichiomycetes; Serinales; Metschnikowiaceae.
AUGGGCCCAGAAAGCCACGUGAGCAUUAGAUCGAGACCCAAGACACAGAAGGCAAAGGUGUCGAAGCCAGAACGCAAGCCCAAAACCUCGCACAACAUCAUCGAGAAAAAGUACCGCACUAGCAUCAACGCCAAGAUCUUGGAGCUUCGCGAGGUGGUGCCUACUCUCAAGUUUGCCACGGGCAAGGCCCGGGUACUGAUGGCCGACUUGGAUGGCUUGAGCCCGGCCUGUAAACUCAACAAAGCCUCCAUUCUCACCAAGGCCAACGAGUACAUCAAGCACAUGAGGAAGAAGAACAAGACUCUCGAGAAGCAGAUCCGAGAUCUCCAGGAGUUCGUGAGCCGUGCAAGCGCGGGCCAGCCGAUUAUGGACUCUUCUCCCGUCACGCCUCAGCCUCCGAUGAGUACGUAUACCUCGUAUUUUGAGCCUGUGAAUACCCAGACGCUUUUCCAGAGACGCGUGCCACAAGCCCAGCCUAUCGAUGAAGCGAUCAUGAAUAACUACGCCCCUGUUUCCAACAUGAAUCCUCGCACUGUGGCGUCACAGCAUAUUCAGCCCCAACCUUACCCGAAUGCAAACAUGUUCUUCGGUGGUUUGGCAACAAUGAUGGGGUCGUCAUACAUAAACGACAACAAUUUCCAGGCCAUGUCAGCGUUGCCUGUGUUCCCUGCUACGCUAUUUGGGAACUUUACAACUGCCUCCCUGUUGUUAUACACGCUCCGUGUGUUCGUUGCUGGUCUCGGACUUUUCAUGGUCGUUUCCUCUCUUGUGGGGAACUCUCUGCCAAAGUCCCGCAAAAGCAAGUCGAACAACGCCCUGGAAAACAUAUCGAGGCUUUUCUCGUUCAUGAGCACGCAUUCACGUGAGCCCUUGAGUGAAGAUGAAAAGUGCAAAAUCACAGCACUUCUCUUGGGGUCUAAUUCUGCGCCGAUCACCUCUUGGAUCCGAGCAUACAUCUGUCUCCGUACCAAAAGCGCCGGCUUUGAAACUCUUCUUUUGCAGUUUCUUGUGGGUACAGUCGUCAUUAGAAGAGGUUCUUACCUUUCACAACUCGUGAAAUUAGAUUUGAAGCUCAGGAAGAACGCUUUGCUUGCUGCAGAAUACACCGGCAGUCACCAAAGCUUGUCAAAGCUUGCUCGCUUAAUCAAGAAUGUUGAUGGGUUGCUGAUGUUUGAUUCUGAGUCGUUUUCCCAACGGUUUUACAACCUCUCACAUGACUUGCCACUAUGCCGAAAUGUCAACAAUGGAGAAAACGCCCUGCUCUUUGUGGACUCCCGACUCAAGAAUGAAAACAACUUGUAUGCUAUUGUCUUUGAAUGGCGUGUAUUGGAGAUUCUCCAUGAGCUAACCCUUGUUUAUUUGGACCUUUUAGUCUCUCCUUCCGGGGCUAGAGAUGAUGGUCUUGAAGAUUUAAAGCAAGAUUCGCUCAAACUC